Messenger RNA from Acanthoscelides obtectus, 2098 nucleotides. Lineage: Eukaryota; Metazoa; Arthropoda; Insecta; Coleoptera; Chrysomelidae. The record is from the annotation of a GenBank genome assembly.
CCGUAGAUUUUGCACACUUUGAAAGAUGGCCGACACGUGGCGCCACCUCUGCUUCUUCCGUCCCCCACCAAAUUAAAAUAUUAAUCGAAAAUUAUUAUGGUAAAAAAUAAUAUUGAAGCAGUAACAUCCAGCAUAUUUUUGGUAGUCAAAAUGAUUCAAAGAAAGUUCGUAAAAUAUAUCAGAGCAACGAAUUUGUUUUAAUCUUUUUCUUCGACAAGUUGCUACGUUUACGUUACUGCAAUGUAUUAGAUUGACAGUUUUCUAGAUAAUAAUGUUCAGAUUUUUGGGUAAUAAAUUAAGAAAAAGAAUACAAUUCAUAUAAUAAAUAAUGUCAUUCAUGUAUAUACAUGUAUUUAUAGUGAAGAUAGUAGCAUGAAAUCAUAUUUUGCACUCACUGCACAACAAUUUUUGUUUCCGUUAAUCUGAAUUUAAUUGAUUGGAUGAACGUAGUCAGGUAAACGACGUAACAUAACCUAAAAAUUCAAAGCUCAAAAACCCAAACAUGUCUUAUUUUGGGGUAAUCUCAAGAAGAAUAUCUACUACGGCUGUUUGUAAUGGCAAAAGGAAUUUCAAAAAAUUUCCUAUUUACAAUAAAAGGGGUUCCAAGAUUUUCAAGAAACAACAAAUGGAGAAUCCAGAUCCUGAAGUACCCGUUCAUAAAAGGGGAGUUCGAGAUGUAGGCUAUCACAAUGGUGAAACAUUUGUUUUUAUCCCAGAAAAGAUCCCAGAAAUUAUUGUACCAGACCUCACCAACUGCAAGUUGAAGCCAUACGUGUCUUAUAGAGCUCCUGAAGUAACACAGUCAGAAUUCACAGCUGAGGAUUUGUUCUAUGUGGUAUAUGCACCAAAGAUUGUCAAAGAUUUUAAAGAAGGUAAAUUAGACGAAAAUGGACAGCCUCUUGAACCUUCCCCAGAGGAGAAACUGUCAUCUGAAGAAGCUAAACUCAAAGCCAGGCAAACUGGCUCAGAUAUAUUUUAGUGGUUUCUUAUGUACAUAAUUGUUAAAUUAACAGGUUAAGCUUGAGUAAUAGUUCUGAAUAAAAUGGUUUUAAAGAUGGAGUAAAUAUGGCCAUCCUUAGCUUAAGGGUAAAGAGCAGGUGUGCUGUCAAAAACAGUACAAUGCCUAACUACAAAGUUGAUUUCUGUAUUUCAAAUGUUGCAAGUGCCUCUUAAUUUAUUAUUUAUUGGAUAAAAUGUUUGCUCUUAACAAUAUUCAGGGUUUUUUCUGAAGAUGUGGUGAUAGGGGCAAAUAGAGGUCUAAUAAAAAUUGAUAUGUUCUUCAAUUUUUUUCUGGCUGUUAGAUGAAAUCACACUUGUAGGGUUGAUUGUUUACUAACAUUUUAUCAUAUACAAUGGUAUAAAAGUGAUGAAAAGUAAGAUUUAAACCUGAAAAUUCUAUUCAUGAAGCAUACUUUUUCAUCCAGCCAUAGAUAAACACUAUUAUUAGAUUAUCUCUGAAGGUUUAAGUUAACAUAACUUACAGUGGCAUAUCCCGGGACACUAGUGCACAUUUUCAUUAAGACCCUUGAACAAAAACUAGAAAUGAUUGGGGAUGGCACUUUAUCCACUUAUUUAUUAUGAUGAAUAUUACCUACUGAUUACUGAAUGAUAUAUUGUGGGAAUUGAUAUUCAGUUAAUUUUCAAUCCUAUGAAGUAAUUUGCAGGUAAAACAUGAAUAUUUUAACUUAAAAAUGGGUAAUAACAGAUAUUUUUGUAUGAAUUAUGGUUACUUUUACUAUCAACCCAACUCUGAACUACUGAAUGUAUGGUGUAUCUGAAGUCACUUGAAAUAGCAUAAAAACCUUUGGUCGGCGCGUCCUUUGUAAUUUCAUGACAUAUCAUAGGCGUGCGGCAUUUAUUUAGAACGAUAAUAAUAAGGUUUUUAUAUCACAAUAAAUGGAUUUUACUAUCUUCUUAUUUUUUUGAUUUGGGAUAAAAAAUACUUAUAUUGGGAGUUUAAUUUAUGUUGACUGAAAGUUAAGAAAUGGAAAAAUUACAGAAUUCCAACGUUUGACAUAGGCAAAUAUUUACAUAGCAGGUAGGUAUAUAAAAAGGUAUAUAAAGACUUACAUUAUAGGUAUUUAUAUAUAAUCCUCGC